CCAUGCCGGUGCGUUCACAAGCUCGAAAGCCGCGGAAGUGCUCGAAAGCUAUAACGUCUUGUACCUAGUUCAUUGCACUUUAGGUUUACAUGGCUAACGGAUUGUUCGAUAUAUCUUCAUCUCUUUUAAUUCUUGACAGUUCCUGCUAGUAUUGAAAGAAGGCACAGAAGAAUACUACAUUCAACUGUGCUCUCGGAAGAUUUCUGCGCCCGAAAUGGAGAGCCAAAUACGUCAAAUUUGCGCAAAGGCGCUUGGGAAAGAGGUCCAUGACCUGGAUGCAACGAGAUCCUUUCUAGCCCUCGGAGGGGAUUCGCUGAGAGCGGUGCGAGUGAUGGCAGCUUGUGAAGAGAUUGGCAUUCCGAUUGGGAUUGCCGAAAUUCUCAGUAGCAGCAGUAUCUCGCAGCUCUGGAACGAGACCAUGCGAGCUAGGACAGGUCCUUCUAUCAACUCAAAAAUGCAGUUGACAGCGGCCCAACGCUUGCAUCUCCGAAUGCGCGCCCUCUUGGUCACAACGGUAGCCGUGGGAAAGAACCUUUCGCCUUACGAUUCAUACAUCGCCAUGACCACGAUCGUGAAACGCCAUCCUAUUCUGCGUACGCAACUGCCACAUGCUGAAGAUCUGGCAUACAGCUUUACCUCUGACACGGAAAAUGCCCUGCUCUUUCUCGUGCGUCCACUCUCUAAACCAGGCUCCAUCCGAGCAGAUCUUUGCGAACUCACCGAUGGGCUUGGCGUAACGAAGGGACCGAUUUUUGGCGGGAUGUUGUUCACGUCUGACCACGAGCCGUCGGAGUUAGUACUGGCUUGUCAUCGUGCAUUUAUGGACUUCUCCUCCUGGCAUACCAUUGUCGGAGACCUCCGAAAGACCCUUCUCGGCGAUGGAAGAGCGAACGAUGUCCAUGCAAUCCAAAAUGGUUCCCACGAAGAGCAAGCCUCUGACUUGAAAGCCGCUCUGGGAAGGCGGACUCUCCUGGGGGAAUUAGAUCAACUCAAGCCGGACAUGUUGGACGAGCAUUCCGAGGCAGCACUUCUAACCAUUGACUCGGACAUGACAGCUCGGUUACUACAUGGUACAUGUCAUGCCAUUUUGCGCACAAAUGCAUCGGACAUCUUACAUUCCGCAGUGCUGCUUGCCAUGAGCUCUGCUACCGCCCAUGACCAGGCGCCAAUCGACAUAUACAUCAUGCAAGAUGCCGGCUUGACCUUUGAUCCACCAAAAAUUGGAUGUCACGAUACCUUGUGGCAUCUUGAAGGCGAUAUAUCUGGCGAGCUUGAUGGUGUUCAAGUCCUCCGUAAUAUCAAAGAUGCGACCCGGGGAUACUCGGUCAAGACGCGCGACAUGCAUUCGGUCAUAUCAGUGGCUGGCCAAUCGGACUAUGCUCAACGAGCGGGAGGCUGGACAAUCGUGGUCGACACUUGCGGCAUUCCACAGGAGCAACCUUGGGACCUCAGUAGUAAAAGACAAGCAAUGGUAUACCAACAUGCGCAGGACUUUUCGGCUCAGAAAUGCUUGUACAUGAGUACCCAAUUCGACAACGGCUGCAUCUCGUGCAUAUUCUCCACCAACGACAAGGGUCACGGGCUUUUGAACAGGGGAACGUUUGCCAAUCGAGUCAGAAACGGUUUACAGAAGUUGCUAUCAAGCCUGAAGCCCGGACAUGCCAUUCCCACGUUUAGCGACCUCGGAUUAGCGGAUAUGUCUUAUCCGGAGCUGGAAAUGUUGGUGGAAAGAGACCUAUCACAAGUGGCUAGUAGGCCAAUCGAAGAUAUUGAGAAAGUUAUCCCAUGCUCGCACAUGCAGCAAGACCUUUUGACCAGCCAACAAGUCGAUCCAAGGAAGUAUCAAUGUGCAUUCACUCUAAAGUUUUCAACCCCCAAGCCAGGCUCCGUGAAUGCAUGGAGAUUGGCAUCGAGCUGGAAGGAAGUGGUCCAUCGUCAUGCAACGUUGCGAACGGUCUUCGUCAACGGCCUCCCCCGUCAAGACGGGUUCGCGGGCAUAGUAUUGAAAAAAGCAAUUCCUGAAGUUCACAUCUACGAAGGCCAACAGCACCUUACCAGUUCUCCGUUUAGUUCACAACAAGUUCAACCGUUCGAACCCUCGAAACCCCAACAUCGGCUAUUCCUCAUACAAAGUACACCCGAAGAAGUUUACCUCCGGUUAGAUAUAUCUCAUGCCCUCAUGGACGGUCAGUCCGCGGAAGUCAUUCUACGCGACCUUUACUUAGCAUACUACCAGGAACCAUAUACAGAUAAGAUCCUUCGUUAUGAAGACUUUGUUUCUUACGAGAAUCGUCUGAGGACUGACCUAACUUCGACUUAUUGGUCAGACUACCUGCGUGGCGCAGACCCAACAAACAUACCGGCAGGAGCGCCAGACCUACAGAACGCUGCGUCUUUCCGAUUCCGAUUUGGGCUCGACAAAGUGUCGGUGACCAACCUGUGCGCGGCGCACAACGUAACGCUCUCCAGCAUCUGCCACUUGGCUUGGGCCCUGGUGUUGAGGGUGGUUUCGGGGUCAGAAAGCGUUUUGUUCUCGUAUGUCACGUCGGGAAGAGAUGCUCCUCUGCGCGGGAUCCGGCACACUAUCGGAGCAUUCGUCAAGUCUUUGGUAUGUCGUGUCGAAUUUUCCAAAGCAGCGAAAGUGGGUGAGCUGCUGCAAAAGGUCGUCGCAGAUUUCCUACAAAGCCUGCCAUUCCAGCAUUUGGAAAUGGCGGGGACUGGUGUAGGAGUGACCAAUUCGGCACGCAAGUGGGGCAACACAACAAUAUCAUUUCAACGCAAGAUGAUGGCGGCUGAAUUUGCCUCAAGAGACGUCCGAGUUGAUAUUGAAGAGGUGGUCAAUCCAGUCGAUUAUGACAUUCGCGUCAAUGUUGAGGCCGACGACGAGGGGCUCGAUAUCGAUAUAGGAUACUGGGCCGAGAGCAUGAAAGACGACGUGACCGUAAUGGGGAAGUUGUUUGAGACUGGCGUGUUGCAAAUAGUUGAGGGAAUAGACAAGUCCAUCUCUGACCUAGUGAUGCUAAACACAAAAGACACUGCGCAGAUCCGUUUGUGGAACGCCACGCUGCCGACGGCCCUGCGAUGCUGCAUUCACGAUAUGGUCCGCGAGCGGUGCGAAAGUCAGCCGGAGGACGCCGUCGCCGUUUGCGCCUGGGACGGCGAGUUAACAUACCGUGCGCUAUGGAAACAGGCGCAGCAGGUGGCCCAUUACCUCGUGAACCAUGUCGGACCUGAGGUGAAGGUAGGCUUGUGUAUGGACAAGUCUCGAUGGGCUGUGGUAUCGAUGCUGGCUAUCCUCUUAGCGGGUGGUGUCGUGGUCCCCCUAGGGACACAACACCCCCGCGCUAGGGUUGAGGGUAUAGUUGAGGACACCGGUAUGAAGGUCAUACUGGUGGACCAAAUUCAAGCGCGUCGGCUGGCUGGCCUGGCGCCGCACCUAAUAACUCUUAGCGACUCGUGGCUAGCCACGCUCCCGGCAAUCAUCGCAGCGACGACGGCGGCACCAUGCAUGACAGUGACUCCAGAGAAUGCCGCUUGGAUUAUCUACACCUCUGGCAGCACGGGUACGCCGAAAGGGGUUGUCUUAGAGCAUGCGGCCUUGUCUACCAGCCUUCAGAUUCAAGGUCAGAGGUACGGUACAGGACCUCAGACGCGCGUUCUACAGUUUGCAGCCUUUACCUUUGACGUUAGCAUCUCUGACGUCUUCGUGACUCUUAUAUACGGCGGCUGCGUCUGUAUCAUCUCGGAGGAUGAUCGAAUGAAUCGCUUGGCUGAGGCAAUGCGGGAGUUCGAGGUCAACUUUGGCAAUCUCACGCCCACGGUGGUACAGUUGAUUACGCCAGAUCUUGUACCUUCUCUACAGACCUUGCUUAUAGGCGGCGAACCUCUACAGGCAGCCAUUGUGGACGCUUGGGCGCAUCAUGCCACUAUUCUGAAUUCCUACGGAGUAUCGGAGUGCUCUAUCCAUUCUGCGUGCAGCAGGCCAAUUACAAACCCAAAGGACGUGUCGACAAUCGGAUUCCCAAUCGCAGGAAACUGCUGGGUGGCCGAUCCCACUGACUACCACCUCCUUUCUCCAGUCGGCGUGGUGGGUCAAUUGUUGCUGGAAGGGCCGUCUCUCGCCCGCGAGUAUCUGAAUGACCCAGUCAAGACAGCAGCGGCCUUCGUCACGGACCCGGCCUGGGUCGCCCAGCUUGGUUUCACCCCAGGGCGACGAUUUUAUCGCACCGGAGACCUCGUGCGCCAGAACAACGACGGCUCCCUCACCUAUAUUGGCCGCCGAGACGCGCAGAUCAAGAUCCGCGGUCAAAGAGUGGAGAUCGGCGAGGUUGAACACCAUAUCUGUCAGUAUCCAGCCACGAGCCAAGCCGCCGUGGUUUACACCAAGGAAGGUGUACACGCUCAGAAACUUGUCGCUUUCCUGAGUCUCCAUGAUUACGCAUCUUCAGCGUCUCGCUCCUCUGAGGUUUUAACAGUUGAUGCAGAGGUGCGAGCGGCAAUGUCGUUCCACUUGGAGGAGAUCCAACGGUCGCUGUACGAGCGAGUGAUGCCGUACAUGGUCCCGACCCUUUGGAUACUCGUCAAGGCACUCCCGCUUAAUGCUUCCGGCAAGAUAGAUCGGCGGCAGCUACUCCAGUGGCUAACCACCACUGAUGCUGCCGAGCUCGACGACUUGGCCCCGACUGGGGAGGUGGUCGAAGCUAUGGAGAUUUCCAUGACCCGCUUAGAGCGCGAGCUCCGCGAGGUAUGGAGUGAGGUCCUUAACGUCCCCAUUGCCAAGGUGAUGCUCAACCGAUCGUUUCUGAGCCUCGGAGGCGACUCGAUCACGGCGAUGCAGGUGGUAUCGCAAUGUCGUGGACGUCACAUUAUCCUCACCGUUCGUGACGUGCUCCAGUGCCAGUCCAUCACUCAGCUGACAUUGCAUACCAAAGCGAAUACCGACAGCGGUGCUGACCGGGCUUACGAUUCUUUCGAGCCGUUUACUCUAUCACCAGUACAGGAAUUGUUCUUCAGGGUGACCGCAGCGCACGGACUACAAACACAGGGAGAGGACCGCUUUAACCAAAGCGUCCUGGUUCGUGUCACGAGACCAGUUGACAUUCACGCCCUUUCCCGGGCCGUGGAAGUGGUCGUCGCCAAGCACGCCAUGCUCCGGGCACGAUUUCACGGCAACAGUGAGGAAGGGUGGCGACAAACUAUUGACGACAAGCUAAUCGGAUCGUAUCGCCUCCGAGUCCUUCAAAUUCAACGUGAGGCCGAACUGAUCGACGCUCUGACAUCUGCGCAGACGUCACUGGACCUGGAGAACGGGCCGGUCUUCUCCGUGCACGUGCUCCAGCAGGGUGAGGUUCAAAUGUUGUUCCUGGUCGCCCAUCAUCUUGUCGUUGACCUUGUAUCGUGGCGGAUCAUUCUCCAUGACCUCACCGAGGUGCUGGAGAAGCAGUUGCUAUCAGUCCCUAAAGGACUCUCUUUCCAAACAUGGUGCCGGCUACAGGACGAGAUACCGUCCUGGCAGCUGGAACCCUCGCGGGUCCUGCCGUACAAAGUCCCGAGCCCUGAGUGGGCGUACUGGGGGCUCGAGCGCGGGUUUUGCAUCGAGGCACACCGCGAGCAGCGCAAAGUCUGGCUCGAUGAGCACACAACAUCCCUCCUCCUCGGCUCGUGUCAUCACGCGAUGCGUACCGAGCCAAUCGAGAUUUUCCUGGCCGCCCUGCUCCAUUCUUUUCACCACGCUUUUCCUGACCGAGAGGUGCCGGCGGUGUUCAAUGAGGGCCACGGCCGAGAGUCUUGGGACGACACGAUUGAGCUGUCCGCGACAGUGGGGUGGUUCACUACGAUUACCCCCCUUUUUGUUCCUAACGCCGGUUAUGACGUGAUUGAGACGCUCCGCCGGACCAAGGACAGACGUCGAAGCGUCCCUGGGAAGGGGUUGCCCUACUUCACUUCACGGUUUCGGACCAGCUCCGGCAGAGAAGCGUUCAGGGACCACGACUACCCGGAAAUUCUCUUCAACUAUCAGGGCCGAUACCAGCAGCUCGAACGGGAAGACAGUCUCUUUGUGUUACAGACGGUGGAUGAAGAUAGGGAAAUGGCCCUCCCCUCGGCCAUAGGCGCCAACACAAGAGCGCAGGCUAUCUUUGACGUGAAUGCGUCUAUAGUGGCGGGGAGGGCCUGCACCGUGUUCCGAUUCGGCCCCGAGACCCAAUACCAGUCCCGGAUUCAGCAGUGGUUGGAGGGAUACGAGCAAUCUAUGUGCGAACUGAUCCGUCGGCUGAUGGAGAUGAAGCCUGUCGCGACUGUCAGUGACUUCCCACUGGCAACUGUAACAGCAGAGGAACUGGACAGCUUCGAAGGGAUAUACCUGCCACAGCUGGGUAUCGUGGACCUGCGGGACAUAGAAGACAUCUACCCCUGCUCUCCCGUCCAGCAAGGAAUUUUGAUCAGUCAAGCGAAGGACCCAAGAACCUACCAGGUCCGGCAAGUUUGUGAAAUUCGGCGGCGGGAAACAUCGCCCGUGCCUAGUGUAGAAGUCCUUAUUGAGGCUUGGCAGCGUGUAGUUGACCGUCAUAGUAUCCUGAGAACGGCCAUAGUCGAAGUCUCUUCGGCUACGGACCCUUACCACCAGAUGGUGCUCAAGUCGUGGAAGGCCGCUGUUAUGGUCAUCGAAUGUCAAGAUAACGAAGUGGCAGCUCAAAUAUCUACUCUUGCCAGGCUUGAACGCCAAGAUUGCCGACCCGGUCAUCGCUUGACCAUCAUACAAACCACCACUGGCCGGACGCAAGCCAUACUAGACAUCGACCAUGCCCUGUGUGAUGCUUCCUCGAUCCAACUCAUCGUACAAGAUUGGGUGCAAGCGUACGAUGGACGACUUCCGCCGGGCCCAGGACGCCUCUACAGCAGCUACAUAACUUACCUUCAGCAAGAGUCCCGCGCCGUGGAUCUCGAGUACUGGACGCGGCUCCUUAAACAUGCCCAGCCUAGCCAUGUACCGCCCUUAUCGAAGCAUCCAGCAACCUCGAAGUUCCACCAACAAUCUGUCCAGAUGAGCACAGCGCAAAUCACAGAUUUGGCCGCAUUCCGGGCUCUGUCCCAAAACCGCGGCGUCACGGUGGCAAACAUCAUUCAGCUGGCAUGGGGGCUGGUGCUGGCUAGCUACACCGCAUCAAACAACGUCUGCUUCGGCUACCUUAUCAACGGACGCGACGCCCCAGUCGAGGGCAUUCACGAACUGGUGGGUCCGAUGAUAUACAUGACAGUGUGCUAUAUCAACAUCGACAGAGGUAUGACAGUCCUAGAAGCCAUCCAGCGGGUCCGCGAUCGCUUCCUCGAGGGCCUGGAUCAUCAACGCACAUCUCUAGCGGCGAUCCAGCACGCUCUCCGGCUUCCCGAGCAAGGCCUAUUCAACACGGGGAUCUCCUACAGGCGCGGGUCGGGCUUCGCUGCCAGUCGCGGGGAGCAUAUCGACUUGGAGGCAAUUAGUGCGGAUGAUGGCAUGGACUAUGAUCUCGCGCUUGGCAUCGAAGCCACGGACGAUCGCCUAGGUUUUGGCCUCCAGUGGCGGACGUCAUUCACGGACCAGGCGGGCGCGGAGAGGUUGCUGCGCACUGUCGUUAGUAUCGCACAGAGGCUGGUCCAAAAUCCCGACGAGAAGUUGAGGACCAUAUCUUCCCUGAGUGCGGAAGAUAGUGCGCAGAUUCGGGAGUGGAAUGCCACAGUGCCGGCGCGCCUACAGUGCUGUAUCCACGACCUAGUGCAGGCACGGUGCGAGAGCCAGCCGGAUGCCAUCGCUGUCAGCGCGUGGGAUGGCGAAUUGACCUAUCGCGAGUUGUGGAUGCAGGCGCAACGGUUGGCUCACCACCUCGUCAACCGAAGCGGCGUUCGGCCAGAGAUCAAGGUCGGCUUGUGUAUGGACAAGUCUCAAUGGGCAGUCGUGUCGAUGCUGGCUAUUCUCCUAGCUGGUGGCGUGGUUGUGCCGCUGGGAACGCAGCACCCUCGAGCCCGCCUGGGGGUAAUUGUCGAAGAUACCGCUAUGUCGAUUAUCAUAGUGGACCAGAUGCAGGCGAGCCGAUUAGCUGGCCUCGUUCCCCAAGUACUCCUUGUGGAUGGGUCGUGGCUGGCUACUCUCCCUGUCAUUACCGCGUCAAACUCGACAGUGACCCCGGAUAAUGCUGCCUGGAUUAUAUAUACCUCUGGAAGCACAGGCAAGCCAAAGGGCGUUGUGCUGGAGCACGCCGCACUGUGUACUAGCCUCCAGGUUCAAGGUCAGAGAUUUCAUAUGGGUCCGCAGACCCGGACCCUCCAGUUUUCGGCCUUUACUUUCGACGUGAGCAUCGCUGAUAUCUUUGCGACUGUUAUAUAUGGCGGGUGCGUUUGUAUCAUACCUGAGUCUGACAGGCUCAACAACCUCGCUGGCGCCAUGGAAAUGAUAUCGGCGAAUUUUGUCCAACUGACACCUACUGUUGCACAACUUCUCUCUCCAUACACGGUGCCUUCGUUACGAGUAUUAGUCCUCGGAGGAGAGAUAUCGAAGCCGGAUAUGAUCAAGAUCUGGGCACAACAUGCGACAGUCCUUAUUGCAUAUGGACCGACGGAAUGUUCGAUUGCUUCCUCUUACAGUGACCCGCUUGUGGACGAAGGUCCCUCGAUCGGUUUACCAUUGGCGGGAUGCUUCUGGGUGACCGACCUAACCGACUAUCAUCGUCUCUCACCUAUCGGUGUAACUGGUGAGCUACUACUGGAAGGCCCACUACUCGCUCGCGAGUACCUGAACGACGAGGCUAAGACGGCGGCGGCCUUCGUUACAGACCCAGCUUGGGCCGUCGCCCAGCUCGGAUUGGCCCCAGGACGACGCCGUUUCUACCGUACCGGAGACCUCGUACGACAAAAUAGCGAUGGCUCCCUUACCUAUAUUGGCCGUCAAGAUACCCAAAUUAAGAUCCGAGGCCAGCGAGUCGAGAUUGGGGAGAUCGAAAAUUGGAUCAGCCGCCUGCUACCUGAGGUUCAAAGUGCAGCAGUUGACCUAGUGGUACGCGAAGGCACUGACGGUCGUGGUGAGCAGUUCUUGUUAGCUGCGGCGGUCGACUUUAAAAUGGACAGCCGAUAUCUUACGGGCGACAACCAGCCACAGUCAGCUUCCAUCCCUCUCACACCCUCAAGCCUCCUACGAGAGACGUUUCAGCAGCUACGCGCCUCCCUAUCUAGCGUCUUACCGGUCUAUAUGGUGCCUAAUGCCUAUAUCCCGAUGAAUCACCUCCCUCUCAAUAGUUCAGGCAAGCUAGAUAGACGAAUUAUCCACGAUAUAUUGAAUAAGACCGCCACCGAAUACGUUCAGACGGUCGUUUCUGAUGGAGAGGAGAAAUGCUUACCCUCGAGUGAGACAGAGCGCCGUUUGCAAACUCUAUGGGCAGAGGCGCUCGGUCUGGAGCCGGACAAGAUCGGCAUGCGCGACCAUUUCUUUCAAAUGGGCGGCGACUCGAUCUCGGCUAUGAGGCUGGUUGCUGCUGGACGCGGGCUCUCGCUGGCCUUGACAGUCGCUGAUAUCUUUCAGCAUCCCCGGAUCGUAGAUCUAGCCCGUACGAUAGACCACCAAGACUCUGGAAAGUCGAACAAUCCGGUGGCGAAUGCACCACCAUUCUCUCUCUGGGUACCUGAGGCCGGAGCUGGAGCCGGGCCAGACAAGCUACUCCAAUCGCAGCUCGAAGUCAUCGCUGACCAGUGUAGCGUCGCGACGGCCCAAAUCGAAGAUAUUUACCCAUGCACGCCACUCCAGGAAGGCUUGAUGGCUAUCUCAACUCAGCAAGCAGCGGCGUACAUGGCACAGCGAAUUUUCCGCCUCGGGCCAGAGGUCGACCUGGAUCGUUUCUGUGCUUCUUGGACGAGGGUCGCAGAGUUGACCGCCGUUCUGCGGACCCGGAUCGUUCCCGCUGGACGGCAAGGCUGCAUCCAAGUGGUCGUACGCCAACCGGUGUCCUGGAUCCACUCAGACUCACUUUCUACUUACCUGGCCGCAGACCAUCAGACUCCAGUAGCCUACGGUAGUCCACUCACACGGUUUGCUCUAAUACAAGAACCUGGUCAGGGUGAAGAGAGCACCACCCAGCGCUUCUUCGUCUGGACCGGCCACCACAGUACCUACGACGGAUGGAGUCUUCGAAAGAUCGCUGAGCUGUUACGUCUAGUGUACCAAGACGACCACAUUCCUCCUGCUGUCCCCUUUUCACGCUUUGUCGUGUAUCUGAAAGGCGUUGACCCAGUCAGAAAUGAAGCAUUUUGGCGAAGGCAGUUAGAGGAAGUCCACGCCGCACAAUUUCCUGUUCUACGCCAGGCUCAAUAUCGCCCCCACGUGGCGCAGAAAGUAACGCGGUAUAUGGCGCGACACAGCUACCGAGGCCACGAGACCGUAUCGACCGUCUUGCGCGCCGCCUGGGCAAUGGUCGUGGCCCAGUGGACUGGGGUGGACGACGUGAUCUUCGCGGUAACGGUGUCGGGUCGUAGCGCUCCCGUGGUAGACAUCCUUGACCUGGUGGCACCGACGAUCGCUACGGUGCCGGUUCGGAUACGUGUUGAUCGAGAGAAAACAGUCCACGACUUCCUGUCAGGGGUGCAAGACCAGGCCACGGAGAUGAUCGCCUACGAGCACACGGGUCUGCAAAACAUCCGCCGCAUCGUUCCCGAGGCCGCUGCCAGUCUCAACCUAGGCCACCUGUUUUUAGUCCAGGCUCCCACUGAAGUGGAAAAGGGCGCUAUGGCUGGUUUGCCUGGCGUUGAAGUCAUGGAGGGCUCCAUGGAGGGGUUCCACAGCUACCCUUUGAUUGUGGAAUGCGUGUUGGACGAUAAAUGGGAGACCGUGAAGGUAGAAGCCCGCUUCGACGAGAUUGUGAUCUCAGAGCCCCAAGUAUUACGUGUCUUGGCGCAGUAUGAACAUGUCUUUCAACAACUCUUAGCGGGCAAGAUAAAUCGCGUCCAAGAGGUGGAGGUCCUCAGCGAAGAGGAUCGUGCAACUAUCCGCACAUGGAACACCACGGCGCCGGCGCCCUUACGAUGUUGUAUCCAUGAUAUGGUCCGGGAUCGCUGCAAGAGUCAGCCGGACAGUAUCGCCAUCUGUGCCUGGGACGGGGACCUAACUUACCAUGCUCUAUGGACGCAAUCGCAGCGAGUAGCCUAUUAUCUCGUGAGGCAUGGUGUCGGACCAGAGGUCAAGGUGGGCCUAUGUAUGGAUAAAUCGCGAUGGACGGCGAUAUCGAUGCUAGCUAUUCUGCAGGCUGGCGGCACUGUCGUGCCUCUAGGCACACAGCACCCUCGCGCUCGCAUAGAGGGCAUAGUCGACGAUACCGAUAUGAAGAUUAUUCUAGUUGAUUCUACCCAGGCUCUCCGGUUGGCUGGGCUAUUGCUCUCUCUAGUGACUGUGAGUGAUUCCUGGCUCACCACGCUCUCUCCGACAGCAGUGGUAGCAGCGCCAUGUACGAAAAUCACACCAGAUCACGCGGCCUGGAUCAUCUACACCUCUGGUAGUACAGGCACGCCCAAAGGGGUGGUUCUAGAGCACGCUGCGCUCUGUUCCAGUCUCAAAGCUCACGGAGCGAAGUUUGGCAUAGAUGAGCACACACGAACCUUGCAGUUCGCCGCUCAUACCUUCGAUGUCUGUAUAUCGGAGGUUUUCGCCACGAUUAUCUACGGCGGAUGCGUUUGUAUCGCCUCUGAUACCGAUCGGCUGAACAAUCUUGCUGGUGCUAUAGAGUCGAUGGCAGUCAACUUUGCCCAGCUGACCUCUACGGUAGCGCAGCUACUGUCACCUAGAACCGCGCCAUCACUGAAGUCAAUAGUCCUUAUGGGCGAGGCUGUGAAGCCGGCUGUGAUCACUAUAUGGGGACUCCACGCGACAGUCAUCAGUGCAUACGGACCUUCAGAGUCUUCUAUUCACUCUUCGUAUAGCGGUUCUCUUGUGGAUCCUGAGGAUGCUCUCUCUAUCGGACGGCCGCUGGCGGGAUGUUUCUGGGUAACAAACCCUACCAACUACAAUCGCCUUUGUCCAGUCGGUGUCGGCGUAGUAGGCGAACUCCUACUAGAAGGCCCGCUCCUUGCCCGCGGAUAUCUUAACGACCCGGCUAAAACGGCGGCAGUGUUCGUUACUGACCCGGAGUGGGUUACUCAGCUCGGCGUUACUCCAGGGCGGCGUUUAUAUCGCACUGGGGACCUCGUGCGCCAGCAUUAUGAUGGCACACUAUCGUAUGUCGGUCGCUAUGACACUCAGGUUAAAAUACGCGGCCAGCGCGUCGAAAUCGGCGAGAUCGAAAACUGGGUCGGACGUCUGCUUCCCGAGGUCCAGAUGGUAGCGGCCAGCCUAAUAUCGCGCGAGAGCAGCCGUGGUGAACAGAUCCUCUUGGCCGUGGCCGUCGACUUCAAGCCCAAUAGCAGAUAUCUGGCCCAAGGCGACCAAUUGGCGUCUGAGCUCCUCCCGUCAUCAAACCUCCUGCGAGAGGCCUUCCACCAAUUACGUGCUAGCUUGUUUAACGUGCUACCAGCCUACAUGGUGCCCAAUGUCUAUAUCCCUAUGAGCCGCCUCCCUCUUAACGCCUCGGGCAAGCUAGAUCGGCGGAAGGUUCACGAAAUUCUUGCAUCGCAGGACCCACAAAUUCUUUUGCAGUUUGUGUCCAGCCAAUCAAAUGAGAACGAGUUAGAGUCUCCGGUCGCCGCUCAGCUUCGCACUCUCUUGGCAGAUCUCCUCAACAUCGAAGAGCAAUUGAUUGGUGGUAACGAUAACAUCUUCCAACUUGGAAGUGAUUCUAUCACAGCAAUGAAGCUGGUUACGCUUGCAAGAGCUCAGAACAUCUCGCUUAGUGUGGCAGAUAUCUUCCGAUCGUCGACCAUCUCGGGAAUGGCCACCCUAGCCAAAAUGACGGAGAUGCCUCGACCCCAAGAAUUGCGUGAGUAUCGGCCGUUCUCGCUGUUGGACGUGCUUGCAGUGCCAACAUAUAUUGAAGAACAAAUGUGCCCAUUGGUGAACGCACCAAGUGACGACAUUGUUGAUGUACUUCCAGUGACCGACGUGCAAGCAUACAGCAUCGUCACCAGCCUCAUGAAAAACCAGAUGGAAUUGCGUUACUUCAAAUGGGUUGCCAACGGUCCAGUCGAUGUCGCUUACCUGAAAGCGUGCUGUGCGAGACUUGUCGAUCGGCUCGAGCCCCUCCGAACCGUGUACGUUUUCAGUCACGGCACGCUUCUACAAGUUGUGCUCCGAACAUACGACCAGGAAAUCGCCACGUAUAAGGUUCAGGGUCCCAUUGAGCCUUUUGCGGAAAAGCUAAUGCAAGCUGGCAUGCAUCGGCCGCCCAAACUUGGUCAACCUCUAUUUGACGUGGCCAUUAUCAGUCAAAAAGAUUCUCUUAAACAUUGGAUCCUCUUCCGCAUUACUCAUGCGGCAUACGAUGGGAUUUCCCUUCCCAUGAUCUGGUCAACCCUUCAAAGCAUUUAUACGGAGCAACCCAAGCAAUCAUAUCCUAGUUUCCCGUCAUUCAUGGCAGACCAGGCACAGCGGACCACAGAAGAAACGUAUGACUACUGGAGAAAACUUCUAGAUGGAUCUUCGAUGCCUCAGAUUGGACAAUUCUUGGACCCAGUCCUCCAGAUACCAUUCAUGCUUGCGAAGGUGGCGCCUCCUCCUUCCAUCCGGAUUCGAACCUUGCAUGGUGAGGGACUGACGCCAGCCAUUUACAUCAAGUCGGCAUGGACAGUUGUGCUUGCAAAAUGCACGGGCCGUGACGACGUUGUCUUUGGUGAUACUGUGUCAAAUCGGGACUACUCCGACGCCCAAGUUGCUGGCGCUCUAGGCUGUUGCAUCAACAUCAUACCUUUCAGAGUUCGCCUCCAGCCUUCCUGGAAGAACGUUGAUCUUUUACGAUGCGUGCGUGACCAACAGCUGGCUAGUGCCCCAAAUUCGUGUCUUGGGUUCCGCGGCAUCUUCAAAGAUUGCACAGACUGGCCCGCCGGGACAAGAUACACUUCGUCUCUGAACCACCUGAACAGUCCGCCAAGAGCUUCCACGAUAGGUGGCCACGAGUACCAAAUCAGUCCUGCUGGACUAGAGAACUUUGGACUCUCCGACUUGGCAUUAACGUCGAUACAGUAUUCGGACUUGGUGACUCUGGAGCUGGGUUAUGGGAAAGAUAGGGUCGAGCCUGAAGUUGCCACACACAUUCUCAGCCUCCUUCAGUCAGUCAUUGAAGCAAUGAUGGACUUCCCCGGGGCACCAGUUGUAGAUUUGCCACAGUUACCACCAAGCUUCGACGUGCCCCUACUUGCCAGAACGAUGAGAAAACCCGAGAGGGUCGUCGAAACGCAAGAAGCCGGCCGGCCGAUUGAGCCGAGUGCUCGCAUUGUAAGGGCAUGGAACGCGACUCUUGGGCAAAAGCUUGGCCCAUAUCCAGUAGGAAAUGGCCCACCCCCAUCGUUGUUUAAACUUGGUGGUGAUAUGGUUGAUGCUGCGGCGCUGGCGAAUCACUUGCAGCAUGAAGGGUCGGACGUUACGAUUGAGGACAUUCUCGAAAGCUCAGAUCUUGAAGUUGUUGCACAAGGACUUUGAAGUGAUUCACAGUUGGCUGAAAGAACACGGCACCUGAGGACAUACAGACAAGAAAGCAUUCUGUCUUUUUGUCUUGCAGAAGGGCCAUACAUGACUCCGCGGGUUAUCCCUAGCGUGAGUCGAGGCAGGCGUAACGAGACAUAUUAGUCAAGCCCUCGAACAAGCAUGAAAACAACUAUGGAGUGACACCAGUCAGAUCAACCGUCAGUGGCCAUAUCCAGCCAGCCCAUUGAUGCCCCUCCUUGUAAUUUUAUUUUCUUAGCUAUUCUAAAUACCGUCCUAUACCCACCAGUGCUCUUUUUGCUGUGAUGCAGGCGUACAGCCCCUCCAUUAGACAGCUGAAACACAAGAAUCAGAUUCAAAACAGCGAGAUCGUCUCACUCUAAGAGUGGCAAGGCGAUCCGGCUU
Messenger RNA from Lindgomyces ingoldianus, 14986 nucleotides. RefSeq names its product acetyl-CoA synthetase-like protein. Gene Ontology annotation, cellular component: cytoplasm. Bases 215 to 14578 code for a protein of 4787 amino acids. Gene Ontology annotation, molecular function: catalytic activity; phosphopantetheine binding. Gene Ontology annotation, biological process: secondary metabolite biosynthetic process; amino acid activation for nonribosomal peptide biosynthetic process. NCBI's taxonomy places the organism in Eukaryota, Fungi, Ascomycota, Dothideomycetes, Pleosporales, Lindgomycetaceae. The transcript has 2 exons. The record is from RefSeq and is a predicted model, not a curated record.